Synchiropus splendidus (mandarinfish) is the source of this 5305-nucleotide messenger RNA. It is a transcript of the gene furina, whose product is annotated as furin (paired basic amino acid cleaving enzyme) a. The transcript has 17 exons. Gene Ontology annotation, molecular function: serine-type endopeptidase activity. Gene Ontology annotation, biological process: peptide hormone processing. Bases 256 to 2700 code for a protein of 814 amino acids. Lineage: Eukaryota; Metazoa; Chordata; Actinopteri; Syngnathiformes; Callionymidae. Gene Ontology annotation, cellular component: trans-Golgi network; Golgi membrane. The record is from RefSeq and is a predicted model, not a curated record.
ACCGCGCCGCUCCACCAGGAGUAGGUGUUGCUGUGUCGUCGCUCCGUCCACAACUGUGACGUAUUUCCUGGAGCUCUCGCCUCGUCGUGUCGUCGUCGGUUGUAACGCCGCGGUGCCAGACAACAACAAGCCGGGUCGAGCAGCAUGUAAACGGAAGCUGGUAAUCUGUGAUCGGUCCCAUCCGUCUCUCUGCACCUUCAUGUUCCGUGGGCAGGCCCGGCCCAAUAGAGAGACUUUGCUGCACUAGGAGGACUAAUGGCUUCUGGUCCUCCAUCUCCCCUCAAGGCCCGUAAGCUCAGGCUGCUAGAGUUGCUUCUGGGGUCUCUUCUCGUCGUGCUGGUUCCUGGACUGAGCCCGACAUUGGCUCAGAAGGUUUACACCAACACGUGGGCAGUUCACAUUCCCGGUGGUCCUGAGCAUGCAGCGCAGAUAGCGAGCAAACAUGGCUUCAUAAACCACGGACAUGCAUUUGGUGGUUAUUAUCACUUUCGUCAUCGAACAGUGGUGAAGAGAUCGUUGUCGGUUCACAGAGGCACUCAUGUUCGUCUUUUAAGAGAUCCCAAGGUGACCUGGGCAGAGCAGCAGGUGGUUAAGAAGAGGAAAAAAAGAGAUGUCUUUGUUGAACCGGCAGAUCCUGAAUUUAAAGACCAGUGGUAUCUGUACAACAGCAACCACAGAGAUUUGAAUGCUAAAGCUGCUUGGCAGUUGGGCUACACUGGCAAGGGAGUGGUGGUCUCCAUAUUAGACGAUGGGAUAGAGAAAAACCAUCCUGACCUGUCGCAAAAUUAUGACCCAGAUGCCAGUUACGAUGUGAAUGAUGGCGACCCUGAUCCUCAGCCCAGAUACACACAGCUGAAUGAUAACAGGCACGGAACACGAUGUGCAGGGGAAGUGGCCGCUGUAGCCAAUAACGGGAUCUGUGGAGUUGGAGUGGCUUACAAUGCCAAAAUUGGAGGCGUGCGCAUGCUGGACGGUGAGGUAACAGACAUGGUGGAGGCCCAGUCUCUCAGCCUGAAUCCACAACACAUUCAAAUCUACAGUGCCAGCUGGGGCCCAGAGGAUGAUGGCAAAACUGUGGAUGGCCCCGCUAAACUGGCCAAAGAGGCCUUUCUGCGCGGCGUCACAGAGGGCCGUGGCGGUUUAGGCUCCAUCUUUGUGUGGGCUUCCGGGAACGGAGGCAGAGAGAAGGACAGCUGUAACUGUGACGGUUACACCAACAGCAUCUACACACUCUCCAUCAGCAGCUCUACUCAGAAUGGCAACGUUCCCUGGUACAGCGAGGCGUGCUCCUCUACCCUCGCCACCACCUACAGCUCUGGCAACCUGAACGAAAAACAAAUAGUCACAACAGACUUGAAAUCUAAAUGCACAGACUCCCACACAGGCACGUCGGCCUCCGCUCCACUGGCUGCUGGGAUCAUCGCUCUCGCCCUGGAGGCUAAUAAAAACCUUACCUGGAGGGACAUGCAACAUCUGGUUGUGCGAACUUCUCACCCUGCUCAUCUUCUCACCAAUGACUGGAGAACCAAUGGUGUUGGCCGCAAAGUCAGUCACUCGUACGGCUAUGGUCUAUUAGACGCCAGUGCAAUAGUGUCUUUGGCAGAGACUUGGACGAAUGUUGGGCCACAGAGGAAAUGUGUCAUCACCAUGGUCAGCGAACCGAGAAACAUUGCCAGCCACCUAUCGAUCAACAAGAGCGUGGACGCCUGCUUUGGGACAGACAGCCACGUGACCUCGCUGGAGCAUGUCCAAGCUCGGCUGACCCUGUCCUACAACCGGCGGGGAAACCUGGCCAUCCACAUCAUCAGUCCUGCCGGCACACGCUCCACUCUGCUCCACCCCAGGCCACAUGACUACUCAUCAGAGGGCUUCAAUGACUGGGCUUUCAUGACCACACACUCUUGGGACGAGAACCCCAAGGGGUCGUGGAUUCUUGAGAUCGAAAAUGUGGCUGGUGCCAGCGACUAUGGCACACUGACCCAGUUCGUCCUGGUCCUGUACGGCACUGGUUCAGGAUUUUCCAGCACCUCUGUUAAGCCCCAGUCUAGCAACGAAGGCUGCAAGACCUUGGACCUGCGGCAGAUAUGUAUCGAGUGCAGCGCCGGCUUCUACCUCUUCCAGCAAGGUUGUGUGAAACGCUGUCCGCCAGGUUUCUCGGUGGGCUCACAGCCCCUCAACUACACAGUGGGGAACUCCCUGCUGCCGGCCUGCGUCCUGACCUGCCUGCCCUGCCCGCCGCCCUGCCUGACCUGCAGCAGCCUCAGCCCUCAGGCCUGCCUGUCCUGCCCCCCUCACAGCUCCCUGGAUCCCGUCUCUGGCACCUGCCUGCACCUCAACCAGUACAUGCGCGAGUCCCCCGGCAGCUUCAUGGUGGGCGAGGGAAACGCAGGCUCGAAGGCGGAGCUGCAGUCCCACCUGCCCAUCACCGUGGCCGUGCUCAGCUGCAUGGCCAUCAUGGCCACCUUCGCCGGCAUCUUCCUCAUGCUGCAGCUGCGCUCCGGUGCGCUCCUCAAGCUGCCGUCUCUGGAGGACGGCCGCGGGCUCGGAGGCACCUUCCGUCUGGGUGGAAACCGGGUGGUCUCGUAUCGCGGCAUACCGACCGUGUGGGGCGACGACGGUGUGAACACGGACUCUGAGAACGAAGAGUUUGACGCCCAGAACGAGAGGACUGCCUUUAUCAAAACACAAAGUGCUCUUUAACUUCACCCCCGUUUCAUCAUCUGGAAUCCCAACACAAUUUUUUUUUGAGAUAAUUCAGGGCUGAGGUGACUUUCCCUCUCCGUCCACUCUGGUCUUCUUUCAUUCUCCUCCCGAUUCCUGCUUCAUGUCUUCCUCUCCGCCGGGGGAGACCUGAUGAGGAGCUGCUGCCUCUGGGAGCUCCGGACAGCUCCGCCUCUGCUCCCUUCACACUCGAGCGCUUUUCUAUUAAACCCUAUCUCUCCCUCCUUUUGCCCCCAAUCAUGAACAAUGUGUGUCUGUGUGCUGCGUUUGCCCCGCCAGCUCCCCCUUUGUUACAGUAAACAAAUGAUUAUUGUUUGCUUUCUUUCCUCUCUGCUCUUCCUCCCCAUCAGUCUCGGUGCAGUAGCCCGAUGAGAUUGUCAAGUGUGUGUGUGUGCGCGCGCGUGCGUGUCCGUCCAUGUCUUAAUGCGACCGAGUGCUUUGGAGUGUAAAUCUGACAUUGAAACGUCCUUUAUGAGAAACCGAAGCCUCUAAAGUCACACAAGUUAAUGAAAAUAAGUGCAGAUUUGUUACGUUGAAAUCAUCUCAUAGCGUUUUUAAGUCACGUAGAACGCGUCUCUUGGAAGUACUGCAUAGACUUAGCAGUGGGACUACUCUUCCUUUCUGUCUGUGCAUCAUCAUCAUCAUCUUUUAUUGAUCAUAUCAUGCAGUGACUUUACUACGUUUGUGAUUGUUCACUUGAGCGUGAGGGGAGUUGUGGGUCGUCGCUUUCAUCUGGGCGAGCGAGGAGAGAACAAUACCAGCCGCCGAGCCUCCGAUGAGUCACCUGUCCUGACAUCAGUAUUGUCGCUCCGUCAGGCGACGUCACCGCCACUAACAUGACUCUUGGCUCGUCCAGGAAAUGAGACUUUAUUGAUUGAAGGGUGCUGCGUUAUUCCUGUGGAGUGGCCUGACUCUUGUCUUUUAACUCCUGCUCGGGCUGCUCCUCCAGCCGCUUCUAAAGCGUCAGGAUAACGGCAGGAGCAGCUGUUUAUGCUGGGAUUUUAAAAUCCCCUCCUGGAGGCAGGGUUCUGGUUCAAAACGUCCUCACUAGUAAUUGCUUGAAGUGUGUGUGCCAUCUUGCUGAGAGAGAGAGGUCGUCUCAUCGUUUUCUACCUCAAGUCUCUCAGCAAGAAUGAUCCGCACGUUUACGAGUUCAAGAAGUCCCGGCUUAUCGUGCGGCGACUCCAAAACUCCCUUCACUCUUAAAUGUAUUGCCUUUGAGAUGGGAACUCAUGAGCCGUCAGCGAGAACAGGUUUCUCUGCAUCCCGUCGAGUCGCGUUCGGCUGAAAUGGACCGGUUUGGGUUUUUAUCGCGGGGUUGUUCGGAGGUUCGCUGACAAUCAAACCAUCUCCUUGCUUGGAGAGCGUGACGGUGCACACUAUUUGAGCAGGGAGGUGGAGGCUUUUAUCUCAAGUAAUGUUAAACAGGAUGGUGGAAACAAAAUGCUUUCCUGCUGUGGAACUCUUGUGCAGGUGGGGUACACUCAUGGAAUAGAACAGGACGUACUAAAGCACGUGGAUGUGCAAGGGAAUUGCUCUGCAGAGAAAAAUAAUGUUGUGUUGCGAUGUACAUUAGUGCCUACUGCCGUUUUAGCCCCAUGAUCAUCUAGAGGCGUGUUAAACGCAGCAAACAGCCGCCAAUGGCCUCGCGCUGCGCCUAAAUUAUUGCUUUCAUUGUUGUGUAAAUCCAGAAACUGCUGAUGUUGCAUUUUACAGGCGCCACGACGUGGAACUCUGACCGUCACCGCCGCCCAUGAAUAAUUGAUGCUGGCUCUGGUCAGGAGUUUCAAAUUGUUGAUUCACUCACUACAGCACCGAAACUCUAAAACGAGUGGGAAACUUUAAAAGCGGCUCCACGUUUACAGAACUGCGACACUAAAUAGCGAGAAAACGGAAGACUUCUUUUAACGCUGAAAGAAUGUAGAACAAUAACAGCGUCAGGUCGGCGUGAUGGAGGCUUGGCCAUGCGCCGCUGGUGUAUUAUUCUGACAUGCUGCUGCGGUCCUGCCUUAGGAUGUAGUCUGAAGUGAUCCAUAUGAAGUCAGACGCUUGAUAGGAGCAAUAUCUUUGGCAUCACCAAAGACAAUCAUUGACAAUGUUGUCCGUCUCAUGUUAAGACGUUUUUACGUUCAGGUCCUCACUACCCACCCAAACAUCACACGUCCCUCAUUUCUGCCUUUUCGGAGACGAGACUGGAGCCCGGAGCUGCCGCCAGGGAGCCAUCAAUGCAUCUCCAUCGACUCAAGGGCUUAAUCAGAUCUGCGCGUGUCUUCAAGCGACUUUAGUGGCGGCGGGAGGGGGAGGGUGGGGUGGGGUUUGGGGUCAUUGCGUUGAUGGUCCUGAGAAGCUCCUCCUGGUGAGGUCCUGGCCCGUGGCUGCACACACAUCUUGCCACCUACUGCUAAUGUACAAGAGUGACUGUGUGACAUGGAACAUGACUCUAAAUAAGGCCUAUUUUUGUACAAUAAGAUUUGGUGCAGUGUAAUUUCUUGUAAUUUAAUGAUUAUUAUUUUGUUUUUCUUCUUUUUAUUUAAUUGAUGUCAAUUAUAGAUUCUACUAAAAUAAAGAUCUAUGCAAAUUUGAA